Tyto alba (common barn owl) is the source of this 3739-nucleotide messenger RNA. RefSeq lists its product as uncharacterized. The coding region runs from base 274 to 3390 and encodes 1038 amino acids. The record is from RefSeq and is a predicted model, not a curated record. Lineage: Eukaryota; Metazoa; Chordata; Aves; Strigiformes; Tytonidae. The transcript has 3 exons. Gene Ontology annotation, molecular function: aspartic-type endopeptidase activity; RNA-DNA hybrid ribonuclease activity; nucleic acid binding. Gene Ontology annotation, biological process: proteolysis; DNA integration.
UGUAUGCGAACUCAUGUAAGCUGUCACUCUCUGCGGAGGUGACCCAACGCUGCUGGACCUGAAUAAAAUCCUAGAGUAACCCACGACGGAGUUCGAGUCUCCUUUAACAGUUUUGGCACCCCAGAUGGGACUCUAGGCUGUGACGGGGAGGACGAAUAAAAGAGGAUCCCGAUAUUACAUCCUACAAACUGCCGGCUACAGAAAGACUCUAGAACAAGCUGCUUCACCUUACAUCGGAGGAGCUGUUCCUCGUCAAAGAAGUUUCUCGCAGUAAUGUCAGUACCGCUGAAUUCGGAUGGACAAUUGAUUGCUGAAGUGAAUGGUCGACGAGUUAUCUUUUUAGUAGAUACUGGCGCUACGUUGUCUUUGUUAAAUUUUGAUGAAUUUGAAAAAUCCAGUGAUAGGAUAAUUAUAAAAGGAGUGAUUGGAGCGGAGGAGAAAGCCCUGACAAAACCCUUACCCAUUUCAAUCGGAGAUAGACAUACUUGGGCUCGGUUUGUAGUUUCCCCAGGAUCCCCUGUAUCUUUACUUGGAAGGGAUAUUUUGCAAGAUUUAGGAACUCAAAUUGCUUUGGGAAAGAAAGGACUUUUCCUGGUUUUUAUAGGGUCAGCUGUAGUUGUAAAGGGAGAAGUCCAACAAGUUCCCUCAAUACCAUGGGAAUUGAGAGAAGUUCCCAGUGCCCUAUGGAGUCAAUCUAGUAAAGAUGUGGGACUUCUGAAAUCUGCAACCCCCGUAAAAAUUAAGACUAAAGGUGGUAUACCCCCAGCAGUUAAGCAGUAUCCUAUCGUAGCAGAAGCUAUUCCUAGUAUCACUAAACAAAUACAGAAUUUUUUGGAUAAGGGCAUUUUAAGACCUACUGUUAGUCCUUUUAAUACUCCCAUUUUACCUGUAAAUAAAAAUCGAAAGGAUGAGGAUGGAAAUCCUGAGUAUCGGUUUGUUCAGGAUUUACGAGCUGUAAAUGAAUAUGUAGAACCCCCACAUCCAGUAGUUCCCGAUCCUUCUACUAUCCUUACAAAAAUACCAAUUUGGGCGAAAUACUAUACUGUUUUGGAUUUGACCGGAGCUUUCUUUACAAUACCAAUUGACCCUGACAGCCAGAAUUUAUUUGCCUUUACAUGGGAAGGUCGCCAGUAUACCUGGACCAGACUUCCUCAAGGAUUUACUGCUUCACCAACUUUGUUCUCUCAAAUAUUAAAGAGAGACUUACAAGAUCUGGAACUACCGGCUGGGUCAGAAUUGAUACAAUAUGUGGAUGAUUUGUUAAUUGCAAGUAAAGAUUAUGACAGUUGUGUAAAAGAUACUAAAUAUGUAUGUCUUAGAUUAUAUGAGAAAGGACAUAAAGCAUCUCUCUCCAAAUUGCAGUUUUGUGAGCCUGAGGUAAAAUAUUUAGGGUUUAUACUAGCCGAAGGUACUAGGAAAUUAGAUCCAGAUAGGGUACAGGCAAUUCAGGAAAUCGCUAGACCUUUGACUAAGAAACAAAUGAGAGCCUUUCUUGGACAAGCUGGAUAUUGUAGACCGUGGAUACUGGGUUUUUCAGAGAUUGCAAAACCUUUGGUAGAGACUACUAAAGAUGUGAGCCCAGAACCCAUACCAUGGACGGAAGAAUUGGAAACAGCUUUUAUGUCCAUGAAGACUGCCUUGGUAAAUGCUCCAGCUCUUGGGUUACCAGAUUACAAAAAACCUUUUAAAUUAUAUGUAACAGAGAACAGAGGAAUUGCGAAGGGAGUAUUAAUUCAGAAGCAUGGACCCUACGAACGUCCUGUAGCAUACUAUUCUGUCACCUUGGACCCAGUUAUCAGAGGAUCUCCAUACUGUCUGCGAUCUAUUGCCGCAGCUGCUGAGCUGGUGGAAAAGGCAAGGAAUAUUGUGCUAGGCCAUUAUCUCAUAGUUGCUGUUCCCCAUGAGGUUGAACUUUUACUAACUAAAUAUGCAGAAAAAGCGCUUUCUGCACAAAGGACACACAGAUAUGAAAUUAUCCUUUUGCUAACAGAGAAUGUCAAACUUGAGAGAUCAAAGACUCUUAACCCUGCUACCUUACUCCCAGUGACUGAACCUGAAAGAUCACACGACUGUGUAGCUGUCUUGAAAACCAUAAGCAAGACUAGAGAAGAUUUGAGGGACACUCCGGUAGAACACCCUGAUUUGAAUCUCUUUACUGACGGAUCUUCCUUUUAUCUUCACGGUAAAAGAUUUACGGGCUUUGCAAUAGCUACUGAAAAGUUUGUUCUCAUUGCUGAACCCUUGCCACCGACAUUAGGAGCUCAAGCUGCAGAAUUGAUAGCACUAACCAAAGCAGCAUUGUAUGCUAAGAAUAAACGAGUUAAUAUUUACACUGACUCGAAGUAUGCCUAUGGCAUUUGUCACGCAGUCGGUGCAUUGUGGAAAGAAAGAGGCUUUCUAACAUCUGCAGGUAAAACCAUUGCACAUGGGUCUUUGAUUAAUGACUUGUUGUUGGCAAUACAAGAGCCAAAGGAAGUUGCGGUAAUUUAUAUACCUGCUCAUACGAAGCGCACUGAUCAGCUUGCGACAGAAUGGAAGAAGAUGCAAGCUGUGCAAGAUAAAGGGAUCUGGACCCUGAAUGGUAAACCUCUAUUGCCCAGAAGGUAUGUACUGCCGCUUGCGCGUUGGUACCAUGAGAAGGGGCAUGGAGGUCCCGAAGCAGUAGCCUCAAAGGUAACGCAGCUAUGGGCAGCACCAGGAAUCUUUUCAGCAGCUAAGAAACUGACUGAAGGAUGCUCUUUGUGUAAGAGAUAUGGAGAUAUAAGGCCAAAAGUAACGCCAGGGAAGAGGCCGCCAGCAGUCUAUCCUUUUCAGAAACUUCAGAUUGACUUUGCGGAAAUGCCAGCCGCUCUCGGAUAUAAAUACUUGCUGGUAAUAGUAGAUCAACUCUCUGGGUGGGUAGAAGCUUUCCCGACCCGGAAGAAUGAUUCAAAAAUAGUUGUAAAAAUCUUGCUUAAGGAAAUCAUUCCUCGAUAUGGCGUACCUGAGGUGAUAGACUCUGACCGUGGACCGCAUUUUACAGCAUCUAUUUUAUUACAAGUUUAUGUAACCCUAGACAUCAAAGGACAGUUUCAUACUCCGUAUCACCCACCUUCAUCAGGGCAAGUAGAAAGAAUGAAUAGAACAAUUAAGGAGAAGUUAGCGAAAGUAUGCAGUGAAACUGGAUUAAAGUGGCCAGAGGCAUUAAAUUUAGUUUUAUGGGAUCUUAGAACUACUCCAAAGCAGCCGUUAGGAAUUAGCCCAGCAGAGGUCCUAUUUGGACGAGUUUUAGCUGUACCUGGUUCAUAUAUUUCAGCAAAAACUGCACUACUGGACGGAGAUGAGAAUGUCACUCAAUAUUUAUUAUAUUUACAAGAUUCCUUUCAGAAAAUUAGAAAAUAUGCAUAUUGAUACCAAGGUGUGACACCAGAAGUACAGGUUCAUGAUUAUAAAGUGGGAGAUGAAGUGUUGGUAAAAACAUUUAAACGAAAGAAUAAGAUGUUGCCAAAAUAGGAAGUAAGCCAUAUGAUGCAAGUUGUGCAACGAGACAAUGUAUCCUGGGAUGUUAGUGAUUUAUGGCAAUGGGCUACUUCCUGGAUUCCUGAUUUUCCAACUUUAAUCAAGAAGAUUCUAAUGGUAGUCGUUUUAGUCAUAAUCAUUUUGAUCAUGGUAAUGUUUGUAUGUCAGUGUUGUGUCUCGUGUUUAUCUCGUAUACCCACCAGACCCUAUUGUAUCCGAUAGGAUAGUGAGUAUCCUAAAA